AUGCCGUCCGCUGAGAAUGACAAGCUAUGGGGUAUCAUCUGGCUUAUCCUGUUUCCGCCGGUCGCGGUUGCGCUGAUUACGCGAAGCGGGGGACAAGCCUGCAUCAACACCAUAUUAUUAUUACUCUUUAUCGUUCCAGGCUACAUCCAUGGAAUCUACGUGCUUUGCAAAAGUGACGAAUAUCGUCGGACGACCCAA
Molecule: messenger RNA, 198 nt
Organism: Mesorhabditis spiculigera
Lineage: Eukaryota; Metazoa; Nematoda; Chromadorea; Rhabditida; Rhabditidae
Source: the annotation of a GenBank genome assembly